AUGGAGGAGGACGGGUCGCAAAUGCUUGCUCAGGCAGCACUCGAUCCAAUUUCGAGACCAGAGUCUACUUCGACAACUGCAUCGACAUCGUUACCACCACACGUACUGCCAGGCAUCUCAGCACUCGCCGCUGCCAACGCGGCUACAGACGUUACAGCUCAGUUGAGAGCUUCGGCCGCUCCAUCGCCCGCUGCUAUGUAUCCUACUGCAUCUCAUGCCGCGACAAGUGGGGGAUCUGGAAGUACCAUGCCUACCUGUCACAAUUGCAGUACCUCUACGACCCCGUUAUGGCGUCGCGACGAGUACGGUGCUGUUCUUUGCAAUGCCUGUGGCUUGUUCCUCAAGUUGCAUGGUCGAGCACGUCCAAUUUCCCUCAAGACCGAUGUUAUCAAGAGUCGCAAUAGGGUUAAAACCAUGCGCCCCGAUUUGGCGAAUAAGAAAAAGCAACAACAGCAGCAGCAGCAACAAGCAGCACAUGGAUUCGCCACGACCGAUGCGAACGGGUUCGAUACUACUGGACAAGCUGCUGCUCAUGCCGCACGACGGGCAUCCCAAAACAAACCGAACGGUCACGAUGGAGACUCCCCCAUCUCCCGCACUGGCACCCCCUCGAUGUAUGGCCAUAACCUAUCCUCUUUUAUGGUUGAAGACCCAUACCAGAGUGGCUUUGUCGCAACUGGAGAAGGCCGCGCGACAUCGCCUAUGAACGGAGAUCGCAAAAUGGAUGCACCUCAAUCGCAGGAGCAGCUCAUCGCGCAAAACUCAAGCCUCAAGACACGAGUGAGCGAACUCGAAGUAAUCAUAGAGCUUUUCCGAGGUCGUCUUGCCCAGUUGGAGCAACAAGAAGCCACUGCUAGAAACAGUCAACAGGUUGCGAGUGUCGAACAAAACCAAUUGCGCUCCGAGCUUGACGCAACAAGAGAGAGUGAGGCUCAGCUACGCGCACAACUUGAAGAUAGUCAUCGACGUGAGAACAGCUUGAAGCGACGUUUGGACGAACUCGAGCUUGAGUUCCAAGCGGUUCACCCAAUCGGCUCAGAUCCCGAUGAGCGACCUGCUAAAAGACCUCGUACCGUCGACGAACCCUAUAAGACUCAAUCCGAAACAGACAUUGAGGCUGCUGCCGAGGCACUCAUCGCUUCUGAAGCAUCUAGACCCGACGAUACUACUGAAACCGCCCGCUAUGUGGCUGCUGAAACACCCGAAGUAUCACAGCCCUCGGAAGAGACGAAGGAAACCUACCCUGCCCCGGAGACAGAUGAUGUUCCUAUCGACCCUGAUAUGCCUAUGAUGGAUGAUACCCCUCAAUCUGAAGAGAAAGCAAAGGUGUCAUUGGAUGCCGGUGUCCUUGAUGCCCCUGCCGCCACUGAUGCUUCUUCCGAGGCUGUUGAAGGUACAGAAGCUACUGCGUCCGAAACCGUGGCUGCGUGA
Fusarium venenatum is the source of this 1431-nucleotide messenger RNA. RefSeq lists its product as uncharacterized. Gene Ontology annotation, biological process: positive regulation of transcription by RNA polymerase II; negative regulation of transcription by RNA polymerase II. Gene Ontology annotation, molecular function: zinc ion binding; DNA-binding transcription factor activity, RNA polymerase II-specific; RNA polymerase II cis-regulatory region sequence-specific DNA binding. NCBI's taxonomy places the organism in Eukaryota, Fungi, Ascomycota, Sordariomycetes, Hypocreales, Nectriaceae. The record is from RefSeq and is a predicted model, not a curated record.